ACAAGGGGGCUGCACGUAAGUCACUGGGGCCCUGGUGUCCAUUCCCCCUUCAGGGCAGUAGCUGGAGCCAGAGCUCUGUGUCUCAGCAGUGCUGGGGUUGAGGGUUGGACCCCCAGCUUGGUCCUCGGUGGGGCAAGGGAACAAGGGACCCGUUUGGCACCUCACAGAGUCACCCACAGCUCCCCUUGCCCUCAGGUUGCUGCAGGUAGAUUCGCAUUGUUGGGUACACGUCCCCCCAGCCAGGGGCAGCGCUCGGCUCUGGGGAGGGAUGCUUCCAGAGCAUGAGAUGUUCCCGCUGUCCCCUGGCCUUUCAGGCUAGGGACGAGGGCACAGCAGAGCAUCGUGGGUGGCACACCGGGCACUGGCAUGAGGCUCGGCAGGUCGGUGAAUGCUGUGGCGAGGACCACCGGCUUGGGCAGGCAGAGGCAGGCAGGUAGGCACCUUCUCCCACUCCGUGCCCGCCCUGCGGGGCUGGGGACAUGGGGAGUGAGCUCAGCCAGGGCCAUCCUCACAGGGCAGGCAGCACCCACCAACACUGCCCGCCACCGCCCCUCGCUUGACUCUGAGCGGCUCAAGAGGGCCCGGCUGUGCGUGGAGAGGGCCAUCAAGGAGAAAAAGAUCUUCACGGUGCAGGGUCCCUACCCCAUCAUCCGCAGCCUGCUGCGGGCCCGCGGCUGGGUGGAGAAGCAGCUCCCCAGAGAGGGCAGGGUGGGCAGCCGGCCAGAGCAGCAUCAUGGCAGCCAGGAGAAGCAGCUGGAGGAGGAGGAAGAGGAGAGAGGCAACGGUGUUGAGCAGGGAGAGGUUGUGCUGGAUCCACAGCCUUCCCUGGGGACCUCGAAGCCCCUGUGCUCCCUAUGGCUACCCGAGGAGGAGAUGGAAGAGCAGGAGGAGGAACAACAGGAUGAAGAUCCUGAUGGCUUCCACGACCUCAUGUCCCACCUGGUGCGGGACCAGGUGCCAUACUUCAUCUGGACCAACCGCUGCAGUGCCUUCCACUGCCAGCUGCUGCACCGUGACCAGGUGAUGAACCACUAUGCCCGGGUGGCCGCCUUCACCACCAAGAACGGGCUGUGUCUUAGCCUGCAAAACCUGCCCUUGAUUGACCAAGCUGACCCUGACACCUUCUUCCCCCGGUGCUACCGGCUCGGUGAUGUGGAUGACCAGAAAGCCUUCAUCGAGGAUUUCCACCUGACAGCUGCUCGCAGCCUGCUCCAAGUGGCCCUGGAGAGGGCUGAGGAUGUGCUGGUGGGGAUGGAGCAACCCCAGAAACCAGACGAGGGAGCAGCGAGGCCAGGGUCCCCCCUGCACUCCCAGCUGCUGGAGGAGGCCCUGCAGAUCUGUGAGCAGCAUCUGGGCAGCCUGGUGCACCAAGACAUCGACAGGGACCCCCCACUCCCACACAUGACGGGCUCCAACUGGGACUGCUUCCUGCAGGACUACUACCGCGUGGUGCACAAAGAGGCCAAGCUGAUGGUGACUGGGGCACAGCGGGAGCGGUGCCAAGCCCUGCUGCAGCGCCUGGCAGAGCAGCUGUCCCAGAUGGGCAUGGAGGGCAACCACAAUAUCUGGAUCCUCAAACCUGGUGCCAAAUCGCGGGGCAGAGGUAUCGUCUGCACCGCGCGGCUGGAGGAGGUGCUGCAGCUGGUGGGGUGCUCUGGAACACCUUGGGUGCAGCUGGGUGAGUGGGUGGUGCAGAAGUAUGUGGAGCGGCCGCUGCUCAUCUUUGGCACCAAAUUUGAUCUCCGGCAAUGGUUCCUGGUGACUGACUGGAACCCACUGACCGUCUGGUUCUACCGAGAGAGCUACGUGCGCUUCUGCUCCUGGCCCUUCUCCCUGUGCCACCUGGACCCUGCCCGGCAUCUCUGCAAUGUCUCCAUCCAGAAGCAGUACAAGCCAGCACGGGGCUGGCACCCCCAGCUGCCCCCUGACCGGAUCUGGUCCAGCCGUCAGCUCCAGGCAUACCUGGCACAAAUAGGGCGAGCAGAUGCCUGGCAGCAGGUGAUGGUGCCUGGCAUGAAGGCAGCAGUGUUGGCCGCCCUGCGCAGUGCCCAGGACCUGGUGGAGGCCCGCAAGGGCAGCUUCGAGCUCUACGGGGCUGACUUUAUCUUUGGGGAGGAUUGCCAGCCCUGGCUGCUGGAGAUCAACGCCAGCCCCACCAUGGCCCCCUCCUCGGUGGUGACCAGACGUCUGUGUGCCAGUGUUCAGCAGGACACGCUGCGUGUGGUCAUCGACCACAGGAAUGACUCCAACUGCUCCACUGGCGCCUUUGAGCUCAUCUACAAGGAGGUGGGCUGGGGCUCUGUGGGGCAGAUGCUCCCCAGGCACCCCAAACCCUGUGCUCUCCACUAUGUCCUCCUGCAGGUGGCCGUGCCCACGCCGCUGUACAGGGGGCUGAAGCUGAUGGUGAAAGGCUGCUCCCUGACAAAGCCCCAUCCGGCACAGCACCACUCUGGGGACAAGCCCCCCAUCACUGCGUCCGCUGGCCCUCAGCGCCCCACAUACCCCAAGCCUGGGAGCAGAGCCACCCAGGUCCCCCAGCCAGAAGUACUGCAGGAGGACCUGGCUGUUGUGGGGCAAAGGAGCCACCACUGCCGCACCAGCUCUGCCCCCCCAGCACAACUGCAGCCCCCACACUACUGUGCCAGGAGCCAGCGGCUCCUGCAGCUCAGCCACCCGCAUGGGCAGCCCCAGCCAACUCUGCCCCAGCUCAAUGUCAGUCACCCGCCCAGGAUGCCUGUCCCGCCACCCAGGGGUGCCCCCAACCGCCCCGGGGGACCCAAGGGCUGUCCCCCCUCCUCCCAUCCUUCUAGGGUGCUGCACCUCCCUGAGCUGGCACCCAGGGCUGGGACCCUACGCCCCUGCCUGUUGCAGCUGAGCCCUACUGCGAGGAGGCAAAUCGUGGCACCCAGGAAGCUGCAGAAGAACCGCGACCUGGGAGGACACCCAGGAGGGCACAGCACACUGCCUGUCCUACCUGAGGCAACGCAGCAGCACCCAGCUCCCCUUGACCCCAGACGGGCCCCCGAGCUGCGUGGGGGCACCCAGCCCGCUCCCCUGAGGAGCUGCAAAUCCCGGUUUUAACAGGAAGCCUGGCUCUGCCUCUUUGUGUGUAGUGGGUGCACGGAAUGGGGGGGGGGGGCUGCAGGCAGGAGCGGGGGCCACCAUGGCAGCUUCUUGGUUUGGGGCAGAAAGGGCGGGGAAAGAUGCCUCCAUUCCCGCCUGCCUGCAGCUGUGCCUGCCAGCCACGGCCCUGUACAGUGGUGACAACACUGCUGCCCUGGCAC
This is a messenger RNA of Cuculus canorus (common cuckoo), 3284 nucleotides long. It is a transcript of the gene TTLL3, whose product is annotated as tubulin tyrosine ligase like 3. NCBI's taxonomy places the organism in Eukaryota, Metazoa, Chordata, Aves, Cuculiformes, Cuculidae. Gene Ontology annotation, cellular component: cilium. Gene Ontology annotation, biological process: cilium assembly; cilium movement; protein polyglycylation. Gene Ontology annotation, molecular function: protein-glycine ligase activity, initiating. The record is from RefSeq and is a predicted model, not a curated record. The transcript has 9 exons. The coding region runs from base 367 to 3081 and encodes 904 amino acids.